Loa loa (African eye worm) is the source of this 1377-nucleotide messenger RNA. RefSeq names its product dehydrogenase. Gene Ontology annotation, biological process: isocitrate metabolic process; tricarboxylic acid cycle. The record is from RefSeq and is a predicted model, not a curated record. Gene Ontology annotation, cellular component: mitochondrion. Lineage: Eukaryota; Metazoa; Nematoda; Chromadorea; Rhabditida; Onchocercidae. Bases 15 to 1136 code for a protein of 373 amino acids. The transcript is spliced from 6 exons. Gene Ontology annotation, molecular function: NAD binding; magnesium ion binding; oxidoreductase activity, acting on the CH-OH group of donors, NAD or NADP as acceptor.
UUCCAGGUUGCCAGAUGUUAUUAAUUCAACAACGACUCACUUAUUUAUUGGGGCAAACAAUGAAAAGAUGUGGUUCUGGAAGAGGGAUUGUUUCGAGUAGUGCAGUUCAAGCGCAACGAAAGAUGAAAGUAACGGUGAUACCAGGUGAUGGCGUUGGUUUAGAACUUAGUCAUGCAGUGCAGCAAAUCGUACAAAGCACAGGAAUACCAUUAGAGUUUGAAGAAAUUUUCUUGAGUGAGGUUCAACAUGCACGUUCGGCAAGCCUUGAAGAUGUCAUUAAAGUCGUCAAGAAAAAUAAUAACGUAGCACUGAAAGGUGCAAUUAAGGAAGCAGAAACAACAGCUGGCAACUCGGACAAAGAAGAUAUCAAUCGAGCGUUGAAAAAAGGUCUUGACCUUUUUGCCAGUGUUUCAAAUAUUAAAAGUUUAAAUGGGAUCAGAACACGACAUCAAAAAAAUCUGGACUUUAUUAUUAUUCGCGAGCAGACAGAGGGCGAAUAUUCAUCGCUGGAACAUGAACUGGUACCUGGUGUUGUUGAAUGUCUCAAAAUUUCCACAGAAGAGAAAUCGCAUCGGAUAGCGAAAUUUGCCUUUGAUUAUGCUACGAAAUUUGGUCGACACAAAGUCACGGCUGUUCAUAAAGCAAAUAUUAUGAAAUUGGGUGACGGACUGUUCUUGAGAGUUUGUGAAGAAGUCUCAAAAUUAUAUCCAAAUAUCAAAUUUGAAUCAAUGAUUAUCGAUAAUUGCUGUAUGCAGCUAGUAUCUCGACCUGAGCAGUUUGACGUGAUGGUUACGCCCAAUCUCUACGGUAAUAUCGUUGGUAAUUUGGGAGCUGGUUUAGUUGGAGGUGCUGGAGUUGUUGCGGGACGCUCAAUUGGGCCGGAUGCAGUCAUUUUCGAACCAGGUGCCCGUCAUGCCUACCAGCAAGCAUUUGGAAAACAAAUCGCAAAUCCAACUGCAAUGAUUUUGUGCUGUGCGGAUUUGUUACAACAUUUGCGAUUGCAAAAGUACGGUGCUGCUCUCCGAUCAGCCACUGAAGCUGUGAUUGCCGAAGGCAAAACAAAAACUCGCGAUCUUGGCGGUUGUUCAUCAACGCUAGAGUUCACGGAUGCCGUAAUUCAAAAAUACACCUUAUGAGGAUUUCAGUGAUUUUAUUUACUACUGAAUGAAUCCCUCAAGAUAUUUGAGCAUAAUACGGAAAUAUUUCUCUGUUUGCGCAUCGAUUUUAUGUCAUAGCUGGAUAUGGCAUGUUUUGGUUGUUUUCGGGCUUGCAAUUUCCAUAUAUUGCAUGAAAACAUAUAAGCGGACUUCUCUUUCCAUAUUCAUUCAAUAAAUCAGAGACAGUUGGCUGUAAUUAUUAGUUUGUCUUUCAUCCAUC